Molecule: messenger RNA, 1578 nt
Organism: Brassica oleracea var. oleracea
Lineage: Eukaryota; Viridiplantae; Streptophyta; Magnoliopsida; Brassicales; Brassicaceae
Product: protein kinase APK1B, chloroplastic
Exons: 7
Coding region: 184-1443 (419 amino acids)
Biological process (GO): protein phosphorylation
Molecular function (GO): ATP binding; protein kinase activity
Source: RefSeq, a predicted model, not a curated record
AAGGCAGGACCGGCCCAUCAUCAAUGCAAUCUCCCAACAUCUUUCUCUCUCAGCUACUGCAGCAAAUUGCAAACUGGUCGAUAGAAACGUAUCUCUCUCUCUCUCUCCCUCCAACUAUGUUUUGGUUGACAAAGAGAAUAGUCUGUUAUACAGAAAGGGUUUAGCUUAUUCUAUCCAAAAAUCAUGGGGAUUUGCUUGAGUUCUCAGAUUAAAGCUGAGAGUCCAAGUAACACAGGUGUGAGUUCGAAGUACAUGAGCUCAGAGGCAAAUGAUUCACAGAGCAUGGGAAGCAAAUGCUCUUCUUCGUCAAUCAGAACAAACCCUCGGACCGAAGGAGAGAUCUUGCAAUCUCCAAACCUCAAAAGUUUCAGUUUGGAUGAGCUCAAGUCAGCAACUAAGAAUUUCAGACAAGACAGUGUUCUUGGCGAAGGUGGAUUCGGUUGCGUCUUUAAAGGAUGGAUUGAUGAGCAGUCUCUGACAGCAUCUAAACCGGGAACCGGUAUGGUUAUUGCUGUCAAAAGGCUUAACCAAGAUGGUUGGCAAGGUCAUCAAGAAUGGCUUGCUGAAGUGAAUUACUUGGGGCAGUUCUCUCAUCCUAAUCUUGUGAAACUUAUUGGUUACUGCUUAGAGGAUGAGCAUCGUCUUCUAGUGUAUGAGUUCAUGCCUCGUGGAAGCUUAGAGAAUCAUUUAUUCAGAAGAGGUUCUUACUUCCAACCGUUAUCUUGGACACUACGGUUGAAAGUUGCUCUUGGUGCUGCACAAGGCCUAGCCUUUCUCCACAAUGCGGAGACUCAAGUCAUAUACCGUGACUUCAAAACUUCUAAUAUACUUAUUGAUGCGGACUACAAUGCCAAGCUUUCUGGUUUUGGAUUGGCUAAAGACGGUCCAACAGGUGAUAAAAGCCAUGUCUCUACAAGGAUCAUGGGUACUUACGGAUACGCAGCUCCUGAGUACCUUCUGACCGGUCAUUUAACAACCAAGAGUGAUGUCUAUAGCUACGGUGUUGUGCUUUUGGAGAUAUUGUCUGGACUUAGAGUUGUGGACAAGAACCGUCCACCGGGAGAGCAGAAACUGGUGGAUUGGGCAAAGCCUUUGCUUGCAAACAAGAGGAAGCUAUUCAAAGUUAUCGAUAACCGUCUCCACGAUCAGUACUCAAUGGAAGAAGUAUGUAAAGUAGCUACUCUAGCGCUGAGAUGCCUCACAACAGAGAUAAAGAUGAGGCCAAACAUGAACGAGGUUGUUGCUCACCUCCAACACAUCCAAGCUUUGCAUGAAGCAGGAGGAGGCAAAAACAUUGAUAAGGUGGAGAAGAGAAUGCGUAGGAGAAGCGAUAGUGUUGUCCUCCUCAGCCAGAAACCAAAUGAAGGUUUUGCUCGGCAAACCGCUGUCGGUGGCAUAGCAGCUGCUUAUCCACGUCCCUCUGCUUCACUUCUGUUUGCUUGAGGAAGAGACAAUGAUGUUAUGUUCUGUUUAGUUCAGAAGAUGUACAGUUUUGCUUCUGCUUAUGUACUGAGAGGAUUGUUGUAGUGCGAGAAGUGACCAACGUAAGAGUAUAAAUGAUCUAUCAUGUCUUUCAAA